CGAUUCUAAACCAAUAACGCACGGGAUGGUUAUAAGCGUCGGAGAAUAUGAUGCCAUUUAGGCCCGUGGUCCGCCGAUCUAUACCACUGCACUGUUCUAUUCUCUGAUAUCACAUCUACCUACUCCUAUACUUCCCAUACCUAAAUCUACCUCCCACAAAAGCAGUUUCACCCAACAAACCAAGUCAACAAACGAAAAAAUGCCCGCAAAAUCCAUCCUCCUCAUCAACGGCCCGAACCUCAACCUCCUGGGCACCCGCGAACCACACAUCUACGGCAGCACGACGCUCUCGGACGUCGAGACCUCCGCAAAAGCCCAAGCCGCCUCGCUAGGCGCCACACUCGACGCAUUCCAAUCGAACCACGAAGGCGCCAUCAUCGACCGCAUCCAAGCGGCGCGCGGCAAUGUCGACGGCAUCGUCAUCAACCCCGGGGCGUUCACGCACACGUCGGUGGCGAUCCGCGACGCGCUGCUGGGCGUCGGUAUCCCCUUUAUCGAGCUGCAUGUUAGCAAUGUGCAUGCGCGCGAGCCGUGGCGCCACCAUAGCUACUUUAGUGAUAAGGCGGCGGGCGUGAUUGUGGGGUUGGGGGUGUUUGGGUAUAAGGUGGCGGUGGAGCAUGUGGCGGUUAAUUUUAAGGGGAGGGAUGAGAAGGCGGCGUUGUAG
Molecule: messenger RNA, 664 nt
Organism: Aspergillus steynii IBT 23096
Lineage: Eukaryota; Fungi; Ascomycota; Eurotiomycetes; Eurotiales; Aspergillaceae
Product: type II 3-dehydroquinate dehydratase
Exons: 1
Coding region: 200-664 (154 amino acids)
Biological process (GO): quinate catabolic process
Molecular function (GO): 3-dehydroquinate dehydratase activity
Source: RefSeq, a predicted model, not a curated record